AUGACGUUCUCUCCAUUAGCUAGCCAGUGCAUCGCUGAGUUCAUUGGAACGUUUCUUUUUGUGCUCACGAUCCCGUUGGCCUCACUUGGUGUUGGAUCUCUUGCUCCGCUGCCGAUUGGAUUCAUGCUCGCGGCAAUGUCAUUUUCCUUCGGUUACAUCAGCGGGGCUCAUUUCAAUCCGGCAAUUUCCUUUGCCACGUUCAUCAACGGUAAGAUUCCCUUUAAGCAACUAGUAUUUUACAUGGGAACGCAGAUUGUGGCGGCGUUUACGGCAUCACUGUACGGCUCUGCGAUUGUUGGGCUUGAUAUUCCCGUUCCGUCAACAGACGUGGAGCUGGUGAGUGUCUGGCAGGCCAUCCUGUGUGAAAUGGUGUACACCUUUGCAUUGACCUCGGUGGUGCUGCAUGUAAACUAUUCCAGGCAGCGGAGUAAUGAGUUCUACGGCUUUGCGAUCGGCAUGACAGUUCUCUCCGCUUCCUUUGCUGUCGGUGGCUUCACCGGAGGCGCUUUUAAUCCUGCUGUAGCCACAGGCACACAGCUGGUUGGUUGCAUUGGCGGAAAUUGUAAGCCACUCAUUAUGUUUUGGAUAUAUUGGGUCGCUCCUCUCGGUGGGGCUUUUUUGGCCUCCAUGGCCUACCAGAUUCUUGACACUCACGAGCGUGACAACAGUACAGGUGCUUCGGGACAGGUAUUUUAA
Trypanosoma grayi is the source of this 696-nucleotide messenger RNA. Its product is annotated as Aquaporin 2. Bases 1 to 696 code for a protein of 231 amino acids. Lineage: Eukaryota; Euglenozoa; Kinetoplastea; Trypanosomatida; Trypanosomatidae. Gene Ontology annotation, biological process: transmembrane transport. The record is from RefSeq and is a predicted model, not a curated record. The transcript has a single exon. Gene Ontology annotation, cellular component: membrane. Gene Ontology annotation, molecular function: channel activity.